AUGUCAGCUCGCAGAGCAAGAACUAGAGGUCGUGGUCAGAGAUGGGCGCCAAAUCCGCCUCUUCCAUCUCCGUCACCACCACCAAUGCCUUCGCCUCCACCAUCUCCACCUGCCGGAGAUAACGUUUCGGAUUUGAGGCAUGUACUUUGCCAGUUCACACGCACCAUGACCACAGCUUUGCGGGGAAGACGUGGUACUGAAAACUCUGAAAUUAAAAGAGUCAAGGAACUUGGAGCAAAGGAGUUCAUGGAUAGCACUGAUCCAGCGGAAGCCGAGUCCUGGAUUUCAGAUGUGGAAAGAAUCUUUGAGGUGUUAGAGUGUCCAGAUGGUGAUAGGGUCCAUUUGGCCACUUUUCUGCUGAAAGGAAAUGCCUACCAUUGGUGGAAAGCUGCAAAAAUGGGCUAUGAGAAUCCGGCUGCUAUAACUUGGGAAGAAUUUCAGAGGGUCUUCUCCGAACAAUUCUAUCCACCUUCCUACCGGUAUGCCAAGAAGUAA
Messenger RNA from Prunus armeniaca (apricot), 495 nucleotides. NCBI's taxonomy places the organism in Eukaryota, Viridiplantae, Streptophyta, Magnoliopsida, Rosales, Rosaceae. The record is from the annotation of a GenBank genome assembly.